GGGGACCAAUCGGUCAUCGGGGGACUUCAAGAAAGGUUCCAUAGGACGUGCAUUCGAUAAUGUUCGUCAUCUCAUCGAUGACUCAGACUGGUUAGAUUCAACUGACAAUGGUGAACAAUUGUUGGAGCUUCUCUCCAAACCUGAGUACUAUGGGAAGGAGGAGUUGGAGUCACUGUAUCAAGCUAUGCAUAAGCUCUUCUACUCUGACCUUAGGAAAGAUGAUGACGACCUACCAGCCUUCAGGUCACGCUUUGAGCAGGCCGUGAGGAAGGUCAAGAAGCACAAAGUCGAGCUUCCAUCGGAGGCCUUGGGAUUCCUGUUCCUGAAGCAGUCAAAGAUCGGUGCCGAAUCCUUUGAAAGACUCAUCACGAUGACAAAUGGUGAUCUUCGGUUUGAUGCCGUGGUGGAUGGAUUGAGACGUUUGAAGAUGAAGUUCCUUGAUGGAGAUGAGCAGGAGACCCAGGAGUUUUCUGGCGACAUGGCCCAUGACGACGAUGACAUUGACCUGAUCGAACAGGCCAUUGCAGAUCUGGAUGGUGAUGACACCUCAAAAACUGCUGAGGUUACAGAAGACGGUGCUCGAGAGAUUCUCAUGACGCUCAUAAAGCAGAAAGUGAACAAGCCCGUGUCCAUGACCUACAAGCAGGUUCAGCAGCAAAAGCGUGAGGUCCGAAAUGCCAGGGGAAUGAUUCGUGCUGCAGUAUUAGAAGACACUCCUGAUGCUCCCUUUCUUUUGUCCUUGCCGAUUUUGAAGGCCUUAGAUACCGCGUUGAGUCUAGGACAUGGAAACAUGCACUUUCAGGCCAUCCAUGAGUCCGGCAAGAUGUUCUACAAUGACAAGGGACAGCUCUGUCUGAAACUUUUUGAGUUUGAUGCCAUAGCUGAGUGCUCCGAAAACUCUCCAGACCAGUGGAAGGUUCAGAAAAUCAUCGGUGAUGAAUGCCAGGUGUUUUUGCUUCAGCAUCGCAAUCAAAUUCAAGCAUCGCAGAGACUCCGUUGUCCAAUCCUCGACCGUGUCACUCAGACCAUGGAGGAGCAGACGUCGUCUCGAGGCAACAAGAGAGCAUGCACCUCACAUGCGGAGGCCAGUCCAAAGUAUGUCAGCCAGUGGUCACGCAUGUACAACAAGCUCAAGAUCCAGGAACAUCUGGACACCAUGGUCCGACUCAUGAUCGGAUUGGCAAUACCAUUGAUGAAUGUGUUGAUGCGAGUACUGGCGAUGAUGAUGAAGGUUGCGGAUAUGGAAGAGGUCGACACUCUUCAAGAGAUGAUGAACCACAUGGUGAUCGAAAAGAAGAGACACGAAAAGGGCAUGAAAGAAAGUUGGAUGGAAACUCCAUGUUACCCGAAGUCCAAGGAUCGACGCUCACAGAAGACCAGCACAACCGGCAAUUUCUCAGUGAUCUCAGCAGAAAAUCUGGACCGACUCAUGACGCAGUCACCCAGACAUCAAGGGCCAUCCAGUUCAAGCCAGAGUGUGAGGUCUCAGAGCUCGAUCGAGCUGUGUUACUGCGGCCUGAAGCCGGUUCGGUACACUUGCCGCAAGCAGGGACUCAACUACAUGAGACAGUUUUACCGAUGCCCCAAAGAACCACAGUCCAUACAUCAGUGCCACUACUUCCAGUGGAUCCAGGAGACCAAGGGCGAGGAGUACGAGAGAAUCUAUGCUUCCUCACAAGGGUCGAGACAGCCAACAGGCACUCCAGUGAGAUCAAGGAAGCAUUACGAAGAAGGAUACGCCUCUUACGGCGAGCCAGACGUGGACUCCAGCCCUGGACAGAGUCAGGUGAUCCGAAGCCCAACAAGGUCUCCUCCUGCACCUCCCAGAGAGUGCAACCAUCAGUGGAACAAACGAGGCACCAAUGCGUAUCAGAAGAUGCGCACAUGCAUGCACUGUGGACUCCAGGAGAUCACCAUCUACAAGAACAACCAGACCACGCAGCGAUGGGUGGACGUGACCAACCUCAAGAAAUCAGGCGCGUCAAUGGCCACUUUGGGGUUGGCCAAGAACUUUGAAUGUUCCCAAUGCAAAGAGGAAGAAGACAACCGCACACACCAUUCCAUGAUUGGCUUGGGCGAUGUGACCUUGCAAAAACAAGCAAGGAUGCGAGAAUGUGCAGGUCGUGCGUUUUUCUCCUCAGAAUGUGCAGCAGCCAUUAGGAUGCACUUUGCCGACUUCAGCCAGGCAUUCAUGCAGGGUGACACCUUACAGAGA
This is a messenger RNA of Cladocopium goreaui, 2215 nucleotides long. Lineage: Eukaryota; Dinophyceae; Suessiales; Symbiodiniaceae. The record is from the annotation of a GenBank genome assembly.